Messenger RNA from Caenorhabditis briggsae, 1389 nucleotides. The coding region runs from base 1 to 1389 and encodes 462 amino acids. The transcript has 6 exons. The record is from RefSeq and is a predicted model, not a curated record. NCBI's taxonomy places the organism in Eukaryota, Metazoa, Nematoda, Chromadorea, Rhabditida, Rhabditidae.
AUGAAUCGGGUACAAAUCUCAAUAAGAUCCAUGAAAACUAGUGCCAAGUCAUACGGGUGGGUACAUAAAUGGUCGAGAUUCAAGCGAUGGCAAGAAAUGCAAGCAGCACACGCUGAGAAUGUCCAAGAGAAGCAGAGGAAUCAGAGUUUUAUCAAGCUACCAACAGGGCUCUAUAUCACACCGGAAAGGCCCGAUGAUUUAACUCCUAAAAAGGCGCCGGCUGACAUGACAAGAAAGGAUACAGGUCAGCUGCCGAUGGAAUUGCUGACUUGGCACACUCAGAUGCGUUAUGUCGACCAUUCAAUUGACAAUAUAAAACGAUACAGGCGCUAUAAAAAUUUCCAGCACAUGCAAUAUGACCAAAGAGUUAUCCCGGAACGUCUUCUAUUUCUUGGUGCAGAUCUGGCGGCCGCGCAUUUUCUAGUCCAUCGUGGCGCCGCCGUGAAGUUUGUAGGCGAUGAUAAUUGGUAUAAGAAGGAUAAAUGGAAUAGAUACAGUUUGCCCGGUCAAAAAGUGGAUAAUCUUUUCAUCGAAGCAAUCGACGCCUCCAACACCCAAAUCAUGUUUGAAGGACUCGAAAAUCUGGAAAACCUGAGUCACCUGCGUCUCUUACGUCUAGCCAACUGUGAAUUUAUCGAUGAUUGGAGUAUUGGAAGAAUCGGAGGACUUUUACCGAACCUGGAGAUGUUGGAUCUCUCUGGUUGCCAUAGAAUCUCUUCAAAAGGACUUAUGGGAUUGAAAAACUCAAAAAAGUUGAAAUUCCUGCGGCUGGAAGGCUUGUCGGACAUUAAAAACCUGGGAAAAUCCGCUUUGAUCCUCGAGGAUUUGCUUCCAAAACUCAAAGUUCUCGGAAUGGAUUACGAGGCAGCUUUCAGACAAGUUGAGGCUGAAAAUCGGCUGUUAGAACAGGAGAGAGUGGUGCUUGAUGGGAAGGGAAACGCUUUUAUGGAGGACGACAAUUCCAGAUUGUUUCUGGUGAUGUCCACGUCUUCAGAGGAGAGAGCCGUCACUGAUGAUAAUGAUAAUCCAAUUAUGACAUCGACAGUGAGGAGAGAAAUCCCAAAAAUGUCCGAUCUGGAAUUUGAGAAAAUCAACGCGCUCAGCGGCGGCAAACUUCGGCAUCUGUUAGUAGGAUCACCCAGUGGUUAUGAGUGGAAUGAAACGACGGAAAAAAUUCUGGAGCACGAAGCCUCGUUGAACCUCGCCGACGACGUCAUCACAGACCCCAAAAUGUUGCCACAUGGCAAGCGACCAGAGUUUGAGCUCGAGGAGAGUCGGAGCAAAUUGGAAGAUGCUAAAAUUCAAUUUUUGAAGGAAUUCGGUGGAAAUUUAAUAACAGAAGAAGAGGAUCAAGAAGAAAAUUCCAAAAAGCUGCUGAAAAGUCAUUAA